Chanos chanos (milkfish) is the source of this 529-nucleotide messenger RNA. It is a transcript of the gene desi1a, whose product is annotated as desumoylating isopeptidase 1a. Lineage: Eukaryota; Metazoa; Chordata; Actinopteri; Gonorynchiformes; Chanidae. The record is from RefSeq and is a predicted model, not a curated record. Gene Ontology annotation, biological process: protein modification by small protein removal. Gene Ontology annotation, molecular function: peptidase activity. The transcript is spliced from 6 exons. The coding region runs from base 1 to 513 and encodes 170 amino acids.
AUGGAUCCAAAUUGCUCGACAUUCUCUGUCCAACUUUAUAUUUACGAUCUCUCGAGGGGAAUGGCGCGGCAGCUGAGCCCCAUCAUGCUGGGAAAACAACUCGAUGGAAUUUGGCACACAUCUGUUGUUGUAUAUGGAGAAGAGUUCUUCUUUGGUGGUGUGGGAAUCUCCAGCUGUACUCCAGGUGGUACCAUGCUUGGACCCCCAGACUCAGUAGUGGAAUUGGGUGACACAGAGGUGACUGAAGAAAUCUUUAUGGACUAUCUGUCUUCUCUGGGAGAGACCACCUACAGAGGGGAGAGAUACAGACUGUUUGAACAUAACUGUAAUACCUUCACUAAUGAAGUGGCUCAGUUCUUGACAGGCCGAAAUAUCCCGUCCUACAUCACAGACCUGCCCUCUGAGGUCCUCUCCACGCCGUUUGGUCAGGUUCUGAGGCCCAUCUUAGACUCCAUCCACAUUGCUCCACCUGGAGGGAACAUCAUUAACAGCCAGAACAACCACCAGAGUUAGACACACUCUCUCUCUC